This is a messenger RNA of Vitis vinifera (wine grape), 816 nucleotides long. Its product is annotated as protein FAR-RED IMPAIRED RESPONSE 1-like. The record is from RefSeq and is a predicted model, not a curated record. The transcript has a single exon. NCBI's taxonomy places the organism in Eukaryota, Viridiplantae, Streptophyta, Magnoliopsida, Vitales, Vitaceae. Gene Ontology annotation, biological process: regulation of DNA-templated transcription. Bases 1 to 816 code for a protein of 271 amino acids.
AUGGACUAUAUGGUCAAACAAUCAGGGGGACAUGAGCACGUCGGUUUCACGCAAAAAGAUAUAUACAAUCACGUUGAUGCAAUGCGUAGAAGUGAAAUUAAAGACGGUGAUGCAGAAGCGGCAUUGGCUUAUUUGUGUGGAAAGGCAGAAAUGGAUUCUUCAUUUUUUUAUAAAUUCAACAUUGAUGAAGAAAGUCGACUAGUAAAUUUGUUUUGGGCUGAUUCAACUGCUCGAAUGGAUUAUGCGUGUUUUGGAGAUGUCCUAGCAUUUGACACAACCUAUAGGACAAAUGCCUAUAAAAAGCCUCUAGUAGUGUUGGUCGGUGUUAAUCAUCACCACCAAACUGUUGUAUUUCGUUGUGCGUUAUUGAUAGAUGAAAGUGUUGGGACAUAUGAAUGGGUGUUGGAGACAUUUCUUGAUGCAAUGAUGAAUAAGAAACCCAUAUCUGUUGUAACCGAUGGGGAUAAAGCUAUGUGUAAGGCAAUUAAAAAAGUAUUACCCGAUACGUGUCAUCGAUUGUGUUCAUGGCAUUUGCAACGAAAUGCAUUCACGAAUGGGCAUAUUAAGGACUUCUCAAGCAUAUUUGCAAGGUGCAUGUUCAUGCGUGGGAAUGAAGAAGAAUUUGAAAAGGUUUGGCAUGAAAUGGUUGCAAAUUUGGGACUUAAUGAGAAUCGUUGGGUGACCGAGAUAUAUGGGAAACGUAAAAGAUGGGCAGAGGCGUAUUUACGUGGAAAUUUCUUUGGAGGGAUGAGAACCACACAAAGGUGUGAGAGUAUGAAUGCAUGUCUAAAUAGAUUCUUAAAAAUUCGCUUGUGA